UUUUUUUUGAAGGAGACACUUUGGUGAUAACAGCAGCGGCGAACCAUAAAGGGGAAAAAGGCGUUAUUGUUGAUGCUAUUGACGACCACCUUCGACCACUGUUGAGAAGACUGACAGUUGGUUACAUCCAGUACAAGGCUCAGCUGCGGAUGCAUGACACAGACUAACCGGAGAAGGUCUCUGUCAACAGCAUGGGCCAGCAUCUAGGAAAGAGGGAGUACCCCACAGACAGCAAGGCUUCGUCACCCGAACCCAAAGCAGCGCAAACAGCAGCAGAAGCAGCAGCAGAACCUGAAUCACAGGAUGAAGUCUUUGGCCUGGGUGAGGCAGAUGCGAACCAGAACAAUGGCUGCGUCUCGGAGAAGCCGGCGGUGACUGACUCCACAGGCGCUGAGGGCCCCCGCCAGCCCUGGACCCCCGCCAGCACAGCUGACCCUGACGCCGCCACACCACGCCCCCACCUGGCCCGCCUCUUCUCCCGAGAUGCCCCGGGCCGAGAGGACAACACCUUCAAAGAGCGACCCUCCGAAUCGGACGAGCUGCAGACCAUCCAGGAGCACAGCGGAACGGCUUCAGAGUGUGGGUCGGAUUGCCCCGAACAGGACCUAGAGUAGGCUAGCUUUUUUUUCCCUCCCUCUCCUCUCUUUUCUCUUUUCCCUCCUCUGUCCUUCAAUCUCUCAUUUAAGAGAGAGACAAGAACCCCACAUUUGACAAAUACAACUGUACUACCAACUACUGCUACCACCAUGGCAUCUGCAAGCUCCACACAGACCGCCUUCGGGUUGGGCCGCAGGAAGAAGAACCCCGGCCUCCUGGAUCAGAUCGGAAAGUUCUUUGGAGGGGACAAGAAGAGGAAGAGCAAGGGAUCUUUCCGAGGUGCUCUCUCUCCAGGUCCUCAGAAAGCCUCUGCGACUUCCCCACGUAAGCGUGGAGCAGAGAACGCUGUGGUCCAUUUCUUCCGCACGAUCGUGUCCCCUGCCCCUCCUAAGUCCAGGUGGAGAGGACUAGCAGCCAAGAUAGGCCUGGGCGACCAGAAGUCACAGUCCGCUAAAGGCAAGAAGGCCAGUGCAGGGGAUGGCAAAGGCACCCUGACUAGGAUCUUCAAAAUGUGAUGAUAUCAGCAGCAGAGGAAGCAGGAGUGCUUCUCCAGCCAAACGCUGAGGUCCCUCUCCACACCCCCUUCCAACAGCACGAGGGCAGAUGUUCAAGAACACGGGACUAAAGUGGGGGAAAAAAAAAGAGGAAGAAAAGGAGGAAAUCUUAUCACCCCUUACACUCACCUUCCCCUCCGCCUCUAAUAACACUCUAAUGUUCGCUAAAUCCCUCAUCUCUCCUGUUACCGUCCCAUCCCUUUGGCUGGUAGAUAGCGACACAAUCUGUUGCCCCCAUCUCCCCCUUCCCCAUCCUCACCCACCCUUGCAUGCGUUGUGCUGAGUCUGUGCAGUCAUCAUCAUUGGUGUGAACUGUUUGCUGAAGUUGAUCCUGAAGCCGCUCACAUGUGCAGCCUGAAUGACCCCCUGACCCCUGCCAUGGCUCUCUCUCUCUCUCUCUCUCUCUCUCUCUCUUGCUCUCUCUCUCUCUUCAUAUUUACUUGUGCUUAAGUUUCUGUGGACGUCUCUCAUGGUUUCUCUAACAAAAGGUGGCUGAACUGAAGCAGACCUGGAGUUCUCGAAAGUUAAGGCCGGUGUGAGUCCGACUGACUCGACCGUCAUUGCCGCUUGCUGAUUGGAUGAAAAGGCCGGGUUGUUUCUGUUUUAGUAAAGAGCGAUUUUCUGUCUCGUCACACUGUCUUUUGUCGUUCCCUCGAACCUCCUCCCCCUGCACCCGAACAUAAACCUGUGUUUGAGUUUUGUUUUGUAAUAGAUUUAACAGAUUUUACAUUAUUAUGAGAGCCAUUUUGGUCUUUGUGUGUUUUCAUUCAACUCUUGUGUCUUAGCUGUAGUUAAGUGUCCUGUCCUGAAUGUGAUGUUGAUCUAUGUUUGUCAUUAAGGCUGUCUGUGGAUUUUGUGGUAAAAGUUAAAUUUCUAAACUUUCUAAAUCAAUUUUCUGCAAUAGUUACUGAAAGAAGCAGAGAAGUUUCUAAUGCAUCUGUAACUAAAUUAUUUCGUAGUGCACUAUUUUCCACUUUUAAAGCCUCCAGACCCUGAAUCUGAAACAUAAAGCCAGAUUCAGACCAUUCAUCUAUGCUUUAGUGUAGUCUCUUCUUUGUCUUUGUACGCACAGCACAGAUUCUGUAAAUGCCUUUCCUCCUGACUACCAAAAACAAUGUGCUGUGUUUCUGUUUUGUGAAUAAUAAAAAAAAAAAAAAAACAACACAAUUUCAAAAAGGUGCUCUGUAACUAACUAUGUAUUUACAAAUUAUAAGUUGUUACUUGAGAAUGUGCAAAAGUUUUCUGGCACCAAGUCAGUCAAAGAAAAGCUCAGCACUACCACUUGUGCUGUUCCCAACAUCUAUCUUUCAAAAAGCCGGCAUGCGUGAUGUGUAGCGUCCAUCUCUCCUACUGUUUGUGUGUGCUUGAGCCUCUUGAGUGCUGUGUGGUGGUUUUUGUUGUUUUUUUUUUUUCUGAAUGGAUCCUGUGAAUGAAUGUAAAGAUCCUCCUCAUUAUUGUAUGUGUAAUAAAACAUGACCAGCCACUUAACUGAGAAUAAAAAAUAAAAAAUUAUAAAACCA
Messenger RNA from Seriola dumerili (greater amberjack), 2671 nucleotides. It is a transcript of the gene mbp, whose product is annotated as myelin basic protein. The transcript has 10 exons. Gene Ontology annotation, cellular component: neuronal cell body; internode region of axon; compact myelin. Gene Ontology annotation, molecular function: structural constituent of myelin sheath. The record is from RefSeq and is a predicted model, not a curated record. Gene Ontology annotation, biological process: myelination. NCBI's taxonomy places the organism in Eukaryota, Metazoa, Chordata, Actinopteri, Carangiformes, Carangidae.